AUGACUAGCACGAGCAACACAUCAGAGCCCGGGAGGCCCUUCCAGAACACGUCCGGAGACGGACAGAAAGCCGGUCAGGCUCAGAUCGUCAUUCAGCCGCAGCAAGUGCUGCAGAGCGUCUCGGCCGGCGGUCAGGUGUUCGCCACACAGAGCCUGUCUCAGGACGGAGUGCAGAACGUUCAGAUCCAGACCAUCGCCAACGGCAGCCCCAUCUUGAUCCGCACCGUUGGGCCCAACGGCCAGGUCAGCUGGCAGACGCUUCAGCUGCAGAGCCCCGCUAACACCCAGAUCACGCUAGCGCAGCCCGGGACGCUCUCGGGCCUGCAGACCAUCAACCUGAACACGCUGGGAAACACAGGGCUGCAGAUGCACCAGCUGCAGGGAGUUCCCAUCGCCAUCGCCAACACAGCCGGAGAUGUGAGCGGAGCUGCAGGAGACGGUCUGGAGGACAGCGGUGCGCUGGAGGAGAAUGUGGAGAGCAGCCCGACGGCCUCCAGCAGACGCACACGCAGAGAAGCCUGCACCUGCCCCUUCUGCAAAGACGGAGAGGGACGCAGUGACCCCAGUAAGAAGAAGCAGCACAUCUGUCAUAUUCCCGGCUGUGGGAAGGUGUAUGGGAAGACGUCUCACCUGCGGGCACACCUGCGCUGGCACACGGGAGAGAGACCCUUCGUGUGCUCCUGGUCCUUCUGCGGGAAACGCUUCACUCGCUCCGAUGAGCUGCAGCGGCACAAGAGAACACACACAGGUGAGCUUCACACGCUUGCAGAGCUCACAGACACUUAA
This is a messenger RNA of Sinocyclocheilus grahami, 786 nucleotides long. RefSeq names its product transcription factor Sp1-like. Gene Ontology annotation, biological process: regulation of transcription by RNA polymerase II. NCBI's taxonomy places the organism in Eukaryota, Metazoa, Chordata, Actinopteri, Cypriniformes, Cyprinidae. The record is from RefSeq and is a predicted model, not a curated record. Bases 1 to 786 code for a protein of 261 amino acids. The transcript has 4 exons. Gene Ontology annotation, molecular function: DNA-binding transcription factor activity, RNA polymerase II-specific; RNA polymerase II cis-regulatory region sequence-specific DNA binding.